AUGGAAAACAUGGUCGUUGAAAUGAUCAAUAUUGUUGAACAAAUUCAUUCUCAUGCUUUGAUAGAAGAUGCUUGCGACGUGAUGAUUUGGAAGCAGUUUACUAUGGAAGCUUCUGCUUGUCAAAGUUAUUCAGAUCUUGGAGGAUUGGUUCAACGACUGCAAAAGAGCAAAGUGCAGCACUAUAUAACGGAGGAUUGGAAACUGAGUUGUUCUAAGUCUUGGUUUGAUCCAUGCGAGAAGGCAAAAAAUGCAGAAAUAAUUGAGCUGCUAAAUGAGAAUGUAGCACCAGAACCAAAAGUAGGUUAUGUACGGAAGACAUGGAAGCAUGAUGUAAUGAAAUGGUUUUCAAGGAAUCCUUUGUUUUCUAGCAGCAUCGGCUCGCAUCCACAUGCUUCUAGUUAUGGAUUGUGCCAAACAAACUUUCAACUUGGUUUCAGAAGAGGCCUAAACUUCAAAUUCACCAUCCAUGUGCAUGUUCGACGCAUAAAAUGUACGGUGGAGGAGCCCAUUGAAACCGAGUUUCCUAGUCAGUUGAUGAAUGAAUUGAGUGAUAUGGCAGUCAAGGCUGUAGAUUCUGAUAUCUUGCCCGUCACAGAAAUGGUAUCAAAGCCUAUGGAUGAUGAAGAGGCUAUUGAAUUAUUUGUAGAACCUGAUACUGAUAAUACUAAGAGUCGACAGUGUGAAAAGUUUAUCGAAGCCAAGGGAAGGCAAUGUAGAGGACGAGCAAUUGGUAGUGAUAAAUAUUGUUGUGCUCAUUUCUCAAGAAAACCUGCAAAAGAGGAUAAAGCUCCUACCCCAAUGUGUGGAGGUACAACUAUGGCUGGUACUAAAUGCAAGCAUCAUUCACAUCCUGGCUUUUCAUUCUGCAGAAAGCAUUUAAGCAACGUUGAGACCAAAACUAGAUCAAAUUUGAAACGUCGUAGAUCGAAAAGGAAAGCAAAAGUAUACUGCAGUGGUUCGACAUCGAAGAGAAGGGUUCGCGAAGACAUAGGUAUAGCACCUCCGAGAAGUCCAUUGGAUAUUGAUCCGGUAUCGGUCAUUGACGAUGAUUCUAUUAUUGCAAGGAACAUUUUAGGUGAAACACUCGUGCUUUCUGGUAAUGAUUAUAAUGAGGCUCUUCAAUGGAUAGAUUCUCCUCUUAAUGACAAUGAUACUGAUAAUGAUAAUUCAAUUAAGUGUAAGGUAUGUUUUGAAGAAUUUUCCGAUGAUCAAUCACUUUGUAACAAUUGGAUGGAAAAUCAUGAAAGGGAAGCACAUUGGUUAUUCAUGAGUUAUGCUUGUGCAAUUUGUCUUGAUUCCUUCACCAACAAGAAACUAUUGGAAUCUCAUGUUCCGAAUAGACAUCAUGUGCAGUUCAUUGAACACUGCUUGCUUUUAAAAUGUAAUGCUUGUAGUGGUAAUUUUGGAAAUAUGGAUGAAUUCGGGUUGCAUGUUAAAUCAAUCCACUCUUCCGAAUUCAAGGUAUCAAAAGCUCCUAAGCAACUAACAUUGACACAUGGUGAUGAUUCUCUGGAAAUGAUUGAGCACAUAAAUGAAGCUUCUUUGGAAGAACCUCAGCCUAACAAUCUCAAUAUCUUAUCGAUUGCUUGCUCAAAUUCCUGUGAAGUUAAUCUUGAGGCGUCGUUGAUGGAGAAAUAUGGAUAUUUACCAGAAAGACUUAAUUUGAAGGCAUCAGAAGAUUGCAGUGAGAGAGAAAUUCUUGAGAAUUCGCAUCAGGAUGAGAUCCACUCUGUCGCUAGUCCACACUCUUUAAAAUCCAGCUCGUUGCAAAAGGCUAUAGUUUUAUGUGAUUACAUAAGCUUCAGGAAUGAAUCAACUCCAGUGAUUUGUGUAUUGGAUCAAGAAAUUCUCGUUUCUCUUUUUGAGAAAUAG
This is a messenger RNA of Vicia villosa (hairy vetch), 1872 nucleotides long. RefSeq names its product histone-lysine N-methyltransferase SUVR5-like. Lineage: Eukaryota; Viridiplantae; Streptophyta; Magnoliopsida; Fabales; Fabaceae. The transcript is spliced from 4 exons. The record is from RefSeq and is a predicted model, not a curated record. Bases 1 to 1872 code for a protein of 623 amino acids.